AUGACACUCGAACAGCUUGAAGCCAACCAAGUCUCGAUGAGAACAGACAUUGACUCCAUGCAGGAAAAGAUGGAUCGCUUGCUUGAGACUAUGUUACUCUUGGCCCAGAAGGAAAAGGAUGCUGAGACUAACGCCGAAGCCAGGAAAGUUGCUGCCCAGUUUGGAUCACCAUCACUUAGCAUCCCUGGAGUAACUGAACUUGAUGGUAACCCUAAUCAGCCUAGAGGAGGACUGAUCCCUAUUCCAAUCUCAAUGGUCAAUGUAAACCCUCAGAAGCAUUCUGCUACAUCUGCUCGACAUGGAUCCAUGAUGGGUGAUAAGGAUCCGUAUGACGCCUUCUUCGUGCCACAACCAGCCAAAUCUGCUGUUGGAGAUCUCCCAGACCCAGCUGUUGAUAGACUCCAUGCUUUGGAGGAAAAGUUUAAGUCCUUUGAGGUUCACACUACUCCCGGUUUGGACGUUGUUGACAUGUGCCUGGUGCCAGGCCUCGUGAUUCCGCAGAAAUUCAAAGCCCCGGACUUCGACAAGUACAAAGGGAUUAGUUGCCCAAGAACACACCUCCGAGCCUACUGUCGUAAAAUGGCUGCCCACAUCACACCCAAUCGCACCCAGCUGCAAGACAUGACCCAACGCAAUAAUGAGUCAUUAAAGGAAUACGCCCAGCGGUGGAGAGAGCUCGCAGCUCGCGUCCAACCUCCUAUCCUUGACAAAGAACUAAUGGAUAUGUUUAUGGGAACCCUGUUCACCCAGUACAUGGAAAAGAUGGUAGGAUCCAGUUUCCCAACUUUUGCUGAGGUCGUCUCUGUGGGAGAACGAAUCGAGAGCCAGAUCAAGAAGGGAAAGCUACCUUGCGCUGCCAAUUCUUCAAGUGGGAUGAAGAAAACCUAUCCCAACCUCCCAAAGGAGCCAGAAGGUCAGACCAGCGCCAUAAUGAGAGGAGGAGGAUAUAGGGCACCUCCAUAUGCUCAUACGCCUUAUCACCAGACUGUCGCUGUCAUCCCAACACAAUAUCAACAGCCGUAUCAACAGUCGGCUUACCAACAAUAA
This is a messenger RNA of Lathyrus oleraceus (garden pea), 1047 nucleotides long. RefSeq lists its product as uncharacterized. Bases 1 to 1047 code for a protein of 348 amino acids. The record is from RefSeq and is a predicted model, not a curated record. The transcript has 2 exons. NCBI's taxonomy places the organism in Eukaryota, Viridiplantae, Streptophyta, Magnoliopsida, Fabales, Fabaceae.